GUGCAAAUUCAACGCUUGACGAGCAACGUUACCAGAGAAUCUCGGCCGAAUCUUUUUUUGUUUUGUAUAGAAAUCCUAAAGUUAAUUAUAAUAAGCAGUGCUAUCAAUUGAAAUAUGAAGUCUUUGAAUUUAUUUGCCCUGCUUCUCUUUAUCUGCGUCGUCUUUUUGGGUCAAUCCGAGGCCAGCUAUUGUCCGUGCAACCUGAAGGAAAAGGGACAGGUGUGCGGCUCCAAUGGCGUUACCUUUGUGAAUCGCUGUGAAUUCGAGUGCACCCAGCGGGAUUAUAAGAAACUGGGACGCACUCUCAACAUUAAAAAUUUGGGACCUUGCUAAAGAUGCCUUCAACUAUGCGAUGUGAAUGAUGUCUAACUCUGAUUGCAAAAGCUAUAAAUCUUAUAAUCACUAUUAGCUAUUAAUUCCUCCUGAAAUAAAAAAAAAUUUAAACUUCAUGUAAA
Drosophila innubila is the source of this 455-nucleotide messenger RNA. RefSeq lists its product as uncharacterized. The record is from RefSeq and is a predicted model, not a curated record. NCBI's taxonomy places the organism in Eukaryota, Metazoa, Arthropoda, Insecta, Diptera, Drosophilidae. The coding region runs from base 115 to 333 and encodes 72 amino acids. Gene Ontology annotation, molecular function: protein binding. The transcript has a single exon.